CGGCGCACCAAAGCAAGUGGGAGAUGAGAAGUGGCGGCACACAACGAGCUGCAACUUUACUUCUGUCGACCAGCCGAACCCUGCAUGUGUCGGGCCAACGUUUUCAAGGCUUAAUCGAGCAUUGCGGACGAUGGCCACCCCAAGUAAGACCCCCCCCGGCGCCGACCCCAAGCAGCUGGAGCGAACCGGGACGGUCCGGGAGAUCGGAUCCCAGGCAGUGUGGUCCCUGUCCUCCUGUAAACCUGGUUUUGGAGUGGACCAGCUGAGGGAUGACAACCUGGAGACGUACUGGCAGUCCGACGGGUCCCAGCCUCACCUGGUCAACAUCCAGUUCAGGAGGAGGACGACGGUGAAGAUGUUGUGUAUCUACGCUGAUUAUAAAUCUGAUGAGAGUUACACACCCAGUAAGAUUUCUGUACGAGUGGGAAACAACUUCCACAACCUGCAGGAGAUCAGGCAGUUGGAGAUGGUGGAGCCCAGUGGGUGGAUUCACAUCUCUCUGUUGAAUCAGCGGACCAACGAGCCCAUCAGCACCUUCAUGAUCCAGAUCGCGGUUUUGGCGAACCACCAGAACGGCAGAGACACACACAUGAGACAGAUCAAAGUCUACACACCUGUGGAGGAGAGCUCCAUCGGAAAGUUCCCACGAUGCACCACGGUGGACUUUAUGAUGUACCGCACCAUCAGGUGAUCUGCAGCCAAAACAGACUGUGGGCAAAGAAACAAAUGAAAACAAG
Messenger RNA from Sphaeramia orbicularis (orbiculate cardinalfish), 737 nucleotides. It is a transcript of the gene anapc10, whose product is annotated as anaphase promoting complex subunit 10. Gene Ontology annotation, biological process: anaphase-promoting complex-dependent catabolic process; protein K11-linked ubiquitination. Gene Ontology annotation, cellular component: anaphase-promoting complex. The transcript has 7 exons. Lineage: Eukaryota; Metazoa; Chordata; Actinopteri; Kurtiformes; Apogonidae. The record is from RefSeq and is a predicted model, not a curated record. Bases 131 to 691 code for a protein of 186 amino acids.